CCCAGUUCGAACGCUUCGGUUCGGUCUUACAGGUUUAGUCUUGAACGGCUUGGCAGAUUGUUGUCUUGGUCGAGAGAACUAGGAUCGAGAAAUCCGAAGAUACUAUUGUUAGGAGAAGACACUGGCAACUGUUAUCAGUCAGCGGAACAAAAUCAGCGGGUCGGCGCUAUGUACCACCGGCCGCGUCUCCUCUAGAAAGGACGACGCAUCGUUCGGUGACAAAAAAAAAAAAACGCGUUUUUCUCGCACAAAGAGAGAAGUUACGAGAAAUAGAAUUCAUCACAUAAUCGAACAUUCUGCCGCUUCCGAAAGACCUCGAUGUCCGCAACUAUGAAGAGAAGCCAAUUAUCGCUGCAACUAUCGCUGGUCACUCUCAAAAAAUGGUGGCCGUGGUGGUUACUGCUACCAGGAUGUUUGGCAUCGUGGACGCGAUAUGUUGAGGAAUACGACUCCAUUAGAGUGGCCAGGUGCGAUGCUCGAUGCGGAGAGAAUCAUCCUAAUGAGUGCGUGGAAAAUUGUCUAGCGUCGAAUUAUACAAAACCUGGCAAUUGUCCCGAGAAAACGUCUAUGACACCAUUUGAGGCCGCCUGCUUGAUCGCCUGUGUCGACGAUUCUCAUUGUCCGGAUUUGGCUAAAUGUUGCUCGCACGAUUGCGGCGUCACGUGCAUGCAUCCAAUUGGUUUAGAGAUUCGAAACGAUCUGCCAACUGUGCCUGAGAAUCUUCAAGUACAGCAACAGAAAAGGAACUUGGUGUUUUUGACGUGGCGCAACGGCAGGUCGGGUUUCAGCAACGUGUCUAGCAACACCGAGAAUGUUCGAUAUCUAGUGGAGGAACGUCACUUGGUUGGCCCCAGAUAUCUGGAGUCCAGACUGAGCUCCUGGACCGUGUGUCAUGUGUCGACAAAACCUCAUGCAAAUCUUCGCGGUCGAUUAAAAACAGGACAUUGGUAUCAAUUCCGUGUGGCAGCUGUCAACGGAAAUGGAUCGCGUGGAUAUUCGCAGCCCUCCAGACCCUUUAAAACAAAAGAACCGCGAAAUCCAAAAGAACCUCAGAAUUUGACCUUGUCCAACGCGCGUCUCGUUAGCGGAAAGCUGCGCAUUAACUUGCGAUGGAUCAAACCGACGUCGGACGUGCCGAUAUCGUUCUACAAGGUGUUCUGGAGCAGACUCAUCCAUGGACCAGCGAACGACUCCAUCCUAGUCUAUCACAAGACGAUUCCAAAAGAUAAGACGUGCUACGAGCUGAAGAACCUCGAGCUCAAGUGUCAGUACUUCCUGCAGGUACAGGCGGUGGCGGUGUACGGCGGUCGUCGUCUGACGUCGCGCAAAGCGUCCAAAGUCUUCAACAGCACCGAUUACAUGGCAUACGCCGACGUCGGGAGACGUUCCCGCAGGUGCGAGCGAAUUCAGACCGGUCUUCACGUGCGCCGCAUGAGCUGUCACCGUGGCGAGGUCAGGGUACGUCUGGUCUGGCCGGCGAGCGGCGACGCUGCGAUGUACAACGUCACGUGGCGAGAAGAAUCCUGCUCGCAUGAAAAAGAAUCGGAACAGAAAUCUGCCGUCUGGCAAACGGUUCAAACUACGCUGUGUGAUCUACGACAACUUCGGAACGAUUGCACGUACAGCGCAAAUGUGCGAAACAUACUGAAGAACGGCGAAAAUGAAGGUCACGGUACCAGUAUAGAGUUUUUUGCUACAGGAUGUGAUCAGAAACAGCAGAAGCACUCGCGGCGGAAGGCAGCGAGAUGUAAGAAAAUAACAUAACGAAAGUUGUCUAGAUCCAGGAGACACUUUUCCAGUCCGUUUGUGGCGUAAAUGUGCUAUUAGUAAAAAAAGGAGAAGAAAAAAACAAAACGUUCGUACAAAGAAACAACCACCUUAUAGAAGUUAGAACAUGGUGACAUUCUAGCUUAACUUAUAAAUAAAACUAUUUUUGUUACACAGCUCUUGUGAAAUAUUAUCGUAGUAACUUAUAAUUUUUAAUUAUAUUGCCUAAUUCGAGUGACUAUAUAUGUGAAGGAAUUAUACCGCCUUUGCUUGCUCAUUGUAUUUGAUCGCUCUUUGACAUUCCACAAAUUAUGUUAAUAAUAUUGCAUCUUAAUUUGUACUUUGAUAUAGUUACUAGAUUUUAAUCGAAAUAGUUGGCCACAAAUUUAUUAAUUGUUUGGCUUGCAAAAUAAACAUUUUAUUUAAGAA
This is a messenger RNA of Pseudomyrmex gracilis, 2196 nucleotides long. RefSeq names its product anosmin-1 (gene Kal1). NCBI's taxonomy places the organism in Eukaryota, Metazoa, Arthropoda, Insecta, Hymenoptera, Formicidae. Gene Ontology annotation, cellular component: extracellular region; cell surface. Gene Ontology annotation, biological process: neuron differentiation. Bases 319 to 1764 code for a protein of 481 amino acids. The record is from RefSeq and is a predicted model, not a curated record. The transcript has 8 exons. Gene Ontology annotation, molecular function: protein binding; peptidase inhibitor activity.